Prunus avium (sweet cherry) is the source of this 1355-nucleotide messenger RNA. The record is from RefSeq and is a predicted model, not a curated record. NCBI's taxonomy places the organism in Eukaryota, Viridiplantae, Streptophyta, Magnoliopsida, Rosales, Rosaceae.
UGUUCUGCUGAAGAUAUCUCAUCCAUGGUUCUGAAAAAGAUGAGGAAGAUUUCCGAGACCUACUUGGGCUCAACUGUGAAAAAUGCGGUUAUCACUGUCCCUGCUUACUUCAAUUACUCACAACGCCGAGCUACAAAAGAAGCAGGCAUCUCUGCUGGCUUAAAUGUGUUGCGUAUUAUGAACGAACCAAGUGCUGCUGCCAUUGCUUAUGGCCUUAACAAAAAGGCCGGUUGGAGGAGCCCACGAAAUGUGAUGAUAUUUGAUUUGGGUGGUGGCACUUUAGAUGUGUCAUUGCUUACCAUGAGCACUUCUGGUGACUUUCAAGUAAAGGCAACGGCUGGAGACAUUCACCUUGGUGGCCAAGACUUCGAUAGCAGAUUGGUGAAAUACUGUGUUGAGGAAUUCAAGAGGAAGCACAAAUUGGAUGUAAGUGGAAAUAAAAGAGCUUUUAGGAGGUUAAAAAAUGAAUGUGAGAAGGCAAAGAAGAGACUCUCAUUUGAGUCUGACUUCGAGGUUGAAAUUGACUGUUUGUGGGAGAAUACUGAUUUCACCAUAACUUUUACUCGUGCCAUAUUUGAACAACUAAACAGAGAUUUAUUUAUCAAGUGUAUGGAGCCUGUGAAGAAGUGCUUAACGGAUGCUAACAUGGACAUAAGCAGUGUCGACGACGUUGUUCUUGUUGGUGGCUCUACUAGAAUUCCCAUGGUUCAACAGCUAUUACAGGAGUUUUUCAAGGGGAAGGAGCUGUGCAAGGGCGUUAAUCCGGAUGAGGCAGUGGCAUAUGGUGCAGCGGUUCAAGCCGCAACCUUGACUAGGAAUGGAAAAGGGGAGUUUAUUCAGGACUACACUCUCAAGGACGUCACUCCUCUUGCAAUUGGUUUGGAGUUUGCAGAUAAUAAGAAGUUCGUAAAGUUGAUUCCAAGAAACUCACUAAUUCCCGUCAAGAAGAAAAUAAAAUGUCCUAUCAAGGAUAACCAAGUUUCGGUCGACUUCCGCAUGUACGAGGGUGAGAGUAGCUCGCCAGCCAAUCUCAACUUUUUGGGUGAAUGCAGCCUCCGUUACAUUCCUCCAGCUCCCAAACUUGUUCAUAAUUUCGAUGUUUUCUUCGAAAUUGAUCCCGAUGGAAUCUUGAGUGUCUUCACUGAAGAUAAGUCCUCUGGCCAGAAGAAUGAGAUCAUAAUCAACCGUGACAGACCGAAGAACUUUGAGGGGAACUGAGAGAGAGGUUAUGUUGUUUUAAGGUGAAAUCAUGUGUUUUUGAUCUACUUCAUCCACGGGAUACUUGCAGCCCCAAUAUUCCUUACCAACUAUGGCCGUCUACACUACGCCGCAUAGCAGCAUUUUUAACUCUUGCA